Ciona intestinalis (vase tunicate) is the source of this 1819-nucleotide messenger RNA. The record is from RefSeq and is a predicted model, not a curated record. Lineage: Eukaryota; Metazoa; Chordata; Ascidiacea; Phlebobranchia; Cionidae.
UAUCGACUGUCGUUGCCAGACACGCGAGAAUAAACAAUUACAUUUAUGCAUACGAACAAGUUUGCAACUUUGCAGUUUUUAUAUUCUUGGUCUAGUUUACUGGCAAAAGCAAUCGCAGCAAGGACAUUUACCGUAAAAACCAGGCAUUGUGUACCCAUACACAUACAUCGAGGCCAUUGUUAAUAUGUGACCAGACCACAUUCGAAGUUUGGUAGACGCUUUUACCACCUUGGCUGGCAUUUGAGACUUUCAAGGCCGAAUUUUUUGGAACAAUAUAUAAAUAGGACCUCGAAAAACUCGGUCAAAUUCAACGCAACGGAGUUGGAAUAAGAACCAAGUUGUUAAAGGUUUAUACCGGAUAAGCGCUCUAACAUUAGAGCCUAAUGCUGGCAUGCUUCUACUUGCGUUCGAUGUUUCAUUUCUGAACGAAAUAUUUUAUUUUGUUUUUUUGGUGACGAACAAAAAAAGAUCAAUAAAGGUUAUCAACUAACCAAAACUGAAUUUUCAUUUUUCGCAUUUUGUACAGUUCAGCUGCACCGCGAGUGAAAAGUGUUAUGGACCCACUGUUGGCUCAUUACCACCAAACUGUAAUACUGUGGUUCAAAUCUAUGAUAUUUCGGUUCCCGGCGCUGAGCAUAUUGGUUAGCGCGCCUGCUUUUAACCUGAAAAUUACAAUCAUGAUCUAUUUUUAGGUUACAGAGGUUGUCUAAGGAUCUUAUCUUUGCUGUUUUAAAGUGGAAAUUAAACAUGGUGGCGCAAUCGCAAUUGGAAAGUAUUCUACUUCAAAAUGGAGGUGGAUUUAUAUUCCAAACUCUACUUGCCGAUGUCUUACUGUUUGCCGCGCUGGUAUUUGUAACUGCUAAGUAUGUAAGUCCUGCCGUAAAACACCAGUUUAAGUUGAAGAAAUGCGGAAAAGAAGUUGGAGGUCCAAAAGGACAUUGGUUUUAUGGCGAUUUGCUUGAGAACGGUUACGACAAGACUGGGCUUUUAAACAGCGGGAAGCGAUGUGAAGAAUUCCCAGCAAUGUGCACCCAAUGGUUGGGCCCUGUACAAAUGAAUGUACAACUCCAUCACCCUGAUGUUACUAAAACAGUGCUAUCUAAGUCACACCCAAAAGGUUACGCGUACGACAAGUUUUUAAAACCUUUGCUGCAAGAUGGUUUGGUGACGUCAAAAGGCGAUUUAUGGAAACGUCACAGAAGGUUGCUAACCCCUAUCUUCCAUUUCGAUAUUUUGAAAUCCCAUGUUCAAAUUUUCAACCAAAAUACAACUGAACUUCUCGACUGGAUGGAAGAAGCGUCGAAAAGUGACGUAGGGGGUAACCUAAUGAUCCCGUGUUCCAACAUGGCGUUCAAUAACGUCAUGGAAUGUGUGAUGUCACAAAAAUGCAGCGCCAAAGAAGGAGAAAUUUCUACCUAUACCGGAUAUGUAAAAUCUAUGUCUAACAUGAUGUUUCAACGACUAUCUCGACCACUUUUACACAGCGACACUAUGUUCAGAUUUUCUAAACUUGGCAAACGGUUUAGCUUUGCUAAGAAAGGGAUUGAAGAUUAUGCGAGUAAGUUAAUAAAAGAACGGCGGGCAAUACUUUCAAGCAAUUCCCCCAAUAGUGAACUAACCACGACGAAUAUAAAAGAUGAAGUCACUGGCACGUCAUUCAAUUUUACCAGACGUAAGGGAAAAAUGGUCGAUUUUCUGGACAUACUUAUACAAACAAAGGUAUAGCUAGUAGACUUAAUACCAGAAACUUAAUAAAAUCCUAACAUACAACACAGAGCGGUUUAGGCGCAGCACGGUUUUGUAAAUUUCAAAUAUAUAG